Molecule: messenger RNA, 975 nt
Organism: Suillus paluster
Lineage: Eukaryota; Fungi; Basidiomycota; Agaricomycetes; Boletales; Suillaceae
Product: U5-snRNA binding site 2 of PrP8-domain-containing protein
Exons: 6
Coding region: 40-975 (311 amino acids)
Biological process (GO): mRNA splicing, via spliceosome; spliceosomal tri-snRNP complex assembly
Cellular component (GO): catalytic step 2 spliceosome; U5 snRNP
Molecular function (GO): U6 snRNA binding; U2 snRNA binding; pre-mRNA intronic binding
Source: RefSeq, a predicted model, not a curated record
GGGUACAACAACAAGCGCUGCUGACCUCGAGAUUGUCAUAUGCGUCUCAUCAAACAUGACAUCAACCUUGGAAGAGCAGUCUUCUGGAAUGUCAAGAACAGCUUGCCACGCUCACUCAUAACCAUCGAGUGGGAAGACACCUUUGUCAGUGUCUACUCGAAGGACAACCCACAGUUGUUGUUCUCAAUAUGCAGCUUUGAGGUUUGCAUCCUACCCAAGAUUAGGACGAUGGGUGGUGAGCAGUUCUCAUUUAAGGACUCUGUGUGGAACCUGACCAAUGAGCAGACAAAAGAGAGAACUGCGCAGGUGCUCCUCCAUGUCCCCAAUGAUGGUGUCCAGCAGUUCAACAACCUUAUUCGUCAGGUCCUGGUGAGCUCCAGCUUCACCACUUUCUUGAAGAUUGUCAACAAGUGGAACACUGCUCUGAUCGGUUUGAUGACUUACUAUUGCAAGGCUGUCAUCCACACAAAUGAGCUUUUGGACUCCCUUGUCAAAGCAGAGAACAAGAUUCAAACCCAUGUCAAGAUCAGCUUGAACAGUAAGAUGCCAUCCCAUUUCCCACCUGUUGUCUUCUACAUGCCAAAGGAGCUUGUGAUUUGCGAUGGUUCAAGCAAACCGACGUUGGAGUUACACACUUCCAUGCUGCCAUGGGAGGCAGAGUUCUUGGAUUCAGCUCGUGAUAGCUGGGACCGUGAUAUUCCUCAUAUCAACACCCUCUUCCAAAAGGAUCAUCACACUUUGGUGUAUGACCAAGGUUGGCGUGUGUGUACAGAUUGGAAGCAGUACCAGCUGCUGAAACACAACUCCUUGUGGUGGACGUCUCAGCACCACAAUGGAAAGCUCUGGCAACUGAACAACUACCGUGUUGACACUAUUUCUGCACUGGUGUUGAGGGUAUCUUGGAGCACAUGCUCUUCAAAGGCACUUACUUCCCCACCUGGGGGGUCUCUUCUGGGAGAAGGCAUCUGGAUUUGA